AAUAAAUAAAAACAAUAAAAAUGUUUUGCGAAAGUAAUGGCAAAAACUGAAAACGGCAAGUGAAGUCAAUUCCAUUGAUGAGUAAUCCAACCACGCCCAGGAUCCCAAACCAAAAUGACCGGGGACUUUGGCAACAGUCAGUUCGUGUCGAAUAACGCGAAUGCCAGCUGCAGUGCAUCCCGUUGGCUGACGGAGGAAGUCUUCAAACUGAUCGAUGUUGUGCAACGGGAUGAGGCCAUCUACAAUCCCAGGCACAAGUAUUACUUCUGCCGCCCGUACGUGGAGAACUUUUGGAGGGAGGUCGACCUGAAGCUGGAGAAAAAUCCCGGCGCCAGUCUUGCCAAAUGGACAAAUUUGCGCAUUUCGUUUCGGCGAGAGUAUACCAACUAUCUGGAGGAGAAAGUUCCUCCCUGCUGGUCGUACUUCGAUCGUAUGUUCUUUCUGCAUCCGUAUCUCCGCAAGAAGCAUCAGCAGCCCAAAUCGCUGGACACCCAGGUGCAGGACGCCCUGGCGCAUCUCUCCAGCCUGUCGAAUCGCAUGCAAAGAGAGCGCACCGUGACCACCAUCGGCACCACCACCAGCAGCAGCAACACCAACCAGCCGACACCCUCGUCACUGCAGAGUCCCCAGCCGCAGCCGCUGGACAACUAUUUGGACUACUUUGACGAGAAUGAGCAAAAUAAUUCGGAGCUGGAGGACCUCAUGGAGGAGGAGGGACGCAAUCGGUACCACAACCAGCUGGACAGCAACGAUAUCAAGUCCGAAUGCGAGGAGCCGGUCGAUGAGUUCGACCAGGAGACCCCAGACCAUGACGAAGACGAACACGAGGAUCAUGAGAUGCAUAAAAUUGCACCCACUUCCAGUGUGGCGGCGGCUGUGGCUACCUCGACCGCGGCCGAGGCACACAGACGUUAUGGCGCUCAGCAGCCACACAACAGCAAUCGGAUGCAUCAUAAUCGCCUCCAGAUACGCGCCUACCAGGACGAAGGGCGUGGCAGUCGUCCACGCUCGCAGGAGCUGCCAACGCCCGCUGCAGCUGCUCCAGUUUCAGGAGUCAAUUUCCCUGCACAGCCCACGACUCAUUUGAACAUUUCCUUUGUACGUCCAACGUUUAGCAAGCCCGUGGAUCUAGUCAGCACCACAACGCACAGCGGCGGAGCUGUUCCAGGGACUCUCGCACCAUCCGAUAUGGAACUACCAACUCCAUCGAAUUUAGCCACUGGAGGAGCUACACCCAUGGUGGGCACAAUGGCCAGCAGCAGCAGUGGCAGUGGCUACAUGAGCCAGCGGCAUCUGCACAACCAUCAUCAGGCGGCGCCGUCGCUGCGCCUGGAGGCAAACAACUCGGCUGGACCGGUAGCGAAUGGAGGCGGCGGCGUGGAUUUGUGCGACUGCAAGACCGAUUCCGAUGCCAUGUUCCUGAUGAGUCUGCUGCCGGACAUACAGAAGCUGAAUGGGCGCGAUCGUGGCAAGAUUAAGAUUGCUUUCCAGAACAUACUGCAGGACUAUCUAUAUCCAGACUAGGCGUGGCCAUAAGUUACGAUCUCUCUCCACACACACACACACACACAUAC
Molecule: messenger RNA, 1574 nt
Organism: Drosophila guanche
Lineage: Eukaryota; Metazoa; Arthropoda; Insecta; Diptera; Drosophilidae
Exons: 2
Coding region: 115-1524 (469 amino acids)
Biological process (GO): regulation of transcription by RNA polymerase II
Cellular component (GO): transcription regulator complex; nucleus
Molecular function (GO): DNA binding
Source: RefSeq, a predicted model, not a curated record